AUGAGCUCACAGGGUACCUUUCGUCGCGAUGCAGUCGUGUUCACGACAAAGGCCCCAGCACCUCUGCCUGCUUUCUCACAAGCCAUCAAGGCCAACAACAUGGUAUAUGUCUCCGGCAACGUGGGCAUUGACCCGGCCACCGGAAAGCUUCAGGAGGGAGUCGCCGCCCAGACCACGCAGAUCUUGAACAACCUGAAGGCUGUACUUGAAGAGGCCGGAUCCGGUCUUGAUAAAGUCAUCAAGGUCAACGUCUUUAUCACAGACAUGGGCAAGUUUGCAGAGUUAAACAAGGCUUAUUUGGGGGUUUUUGAGGAGCCCCAGCCGGUCCGUACUUGUGUCCAGGUUUCUGCGCUCCCAUUUGAAGCCGAGGUGGAGAUGGAGUGCCAGGCUCUGCUAUGA
Fusarium keratoplasticum is the source of this 399-nucleotide messenger RNA. RefSeq lists its product as uncharacterized. The coding region runs from base 1 to 399 and encodes 132 amino acids. Gene Ontology annotation, molecular function: deaminase activity. Lineage: Eukaryota; Fungi; Ascomycota; Sordariomycetes; Hypocreales; Nectriaceae. The record is from RefSeq and is a predicted model, not a curated record. Gene Ontology annotation, cellular component: cytosol; mitochondrion. The transcript has 3 exons.